Molecule: messenger RNA, 1386 nt
Organism: Suillus clintonianus
Lineage: Eukaryota; Fungi; Basidiomycota; Agaricomycetes; Boletales; Suillaceae
Exons: 1
Source: RefSeq, a predicted model, not a curated record
AUGGCGUCACGCAGUCAGUCGUCCACACAACCCGCAACAAGUUUUACUCCUCAGCCUCGGCCAGCGGUAGGAACUUGGGAGAAGUUGUCCCAGGUCGCUGUCAAGGGUGCUGAAUUUGCCUCCCCGGAACGUCAGCCCCACCCAAAAUGUUUGGAAGGGACCCGGGUGAACAUUCUCAACUACAUCUACCAGCUAUUGGACGGGCGAGAGAUGAAUCAAGUCAUUUGGCUGCAUGGCACGGCGGGCAUUGGAAAGUCUGCUGUUGCAUUCACUGUAGCUGAAAGGAUGAGAAGUCUAAAAGUCACAGAGCUGGCAAAUGUCGAGAAGCGGCUGGCUGGAACAUUUUUUUUCUCGCGCCAGCACGCGAGUCGCUCCACGACUGGUUAUUUCUUUACGACGCUUGCUUACCAACUUGGGAGCAAUUUUCCUAGUGUCCGCGAUGAAGUGAAUAGAGCAAUCCAGGAGAAUCCUGCCCUUCUAGACCCCAACAAAUCUCUUCACUCCCAAAUGGAGGCCCUCUUUCUCCGACCUCUUCGGCACCUUCGUCUAAGGCUGCGCGACGGUCUGCCUUUGGUGUUUGUCGUCGAUGCCCUUGAAUGCUUAUCCAAAGCCGCACUUGUUGAUCUCAUCUCCCUGAUCGGCGAAGCUCUUCGUCAACCUGAUCUGCCCGUGACCCAUAUGCUGGUCACGACUCGCACAGAAUCGCAUAUCUACAACGCCUUUCAGACAGAAGAGGUGCGUCCGCUGGUGUACGAAAUACCAGUGCACACUUCGGAGGAGGGCAUUGCGACCAUCAUCUCGUUGGACGGCGCAGAUGUUGACAAUGAUAUAUAUAUCUUCUUGCAGCAUUCCUUCAGAAAGCUGCAAAGCCGCCAUCACGAUUUCCUGCAGCCAUCGAGGGAUGAACUUGUGCGGCUUGCGACGAGGGCGGGCAGACGUUUCAUUGUGGCGUCCAUGAUGCUGCAGUUUCUCGAGGAUGGCUACGGUGAUAUCCGCUGUAGGCUUCAGCUCAUUCUCGAGCUAACAAGCGAACAGCUGCCAGUCACGGAGGUGUACAAAUUCUACGAUCGUAUCCUCUCUACAUGUGCCGAUCCCUGGCUCGCGUACCUGCACUUGUCCAUCGUUGCUGCACUUGCCGAGCCUCUUCCAAUAUCACAAAUUUCGGAACUUCUGGGCCCUGAUCAGGGCAAGGAUGUAGAGACAUCACUGCUGCAGCUACGGUCUUUCGUGGAUAUUCCUUUCGACAGCAGGCUCCCUGUGAAUAUCUAUCAUUCGUCCAUUCGUGACUAUGUUUCCGACCCAUCGAACUGCGGCCUCCUUGGAGUUGUAGCACGUGUCACCACCCCAGCUCACUCCCUACUGGCUCAUUCCUGUUUCAACUUGAUG